Mercenaria mercenaria is the source of this 4958-nucleotide messenger RNA. RefSeq names its product VPS35 endosomal protein-sorting factor-like. Gene Ontology annotation, cellular component: endosome. The record is from RefSeq and is a predicted model, not a curated record. Gene Ontology annotation, biological process: endocytic recycling. Lineage: Eukaryota; Metazoa; Mollusca; Bivalvia; Venerida; Veneridae. The transcript has 27 exons. Bases 37 to 2973 code for a protein of 978 amino acids.
CAAGCACAUAUUAUUUGAUCAUGUGACUUGUCCAAAAUGGCGGAUUAUGAAUGGUAUCCAAGAAAGAGAAACUAUGAGCGAGAACGAGAUGCAGAACGACUGCCUUCAGUGCCAGCUUCAUCUCAUCCAUUGAAAGCUAUAACAGUAUCUGAAAUCAAGCAUGCUGAUAAGAAAGGAUCAGCUUCAAAGAAGACACCAAGCAAGGGUUCCAGUAUUGUGUCGGAUCCUCUAAGUGAAAUGGGCCCACUCGGUGCAACAUUAGAUGGUUUGGAUCCUUUGUCAGCCAUGGCAGCAGAGGCCAACAGGACCAGUAAGAGUAGAGGAUUGAGCUUCGGGGAAAGUGGAACAAAAGGACGAGCAGACUCCCUGGAUGACUCGUUUGAGCCAUGGUCUGCAAAAAGAGCAGAUAUUCUCUCCAAAUAUACAACAUCAGAGAAACUGUCAAUUACUACAAGUUUUCUCUCUUCGGCUGACAAAGAACAUGUUGUGAUAAAGUCACAGAGUCAUGCUACCACUGGUACAAUGUCAGACAAGGUCAAGAAUAGGUUGGAACAACUGGAUGACUUUGAAGAGGGUUCUGUUCAAGAGAUGUUAAAUCUGAGUCAGCAGGAGUAUGUUUCUCGUAUUGAAGAUCUAAAUCAGGCUCUCAUAGCUGCUUGGGAACAGGAUCAGAGGGUGAAGGCGCUAAAAAUAGCUAUACAAUGCUCCAAGUUAUUGGCUGAUGUGAAUGUGAUACAGUUCUAUCCGAGCAAGUUUGUCCUUAUAACAGACAUUCUCGAUACAUUUGGAAAACUUGUGUAUAACAGACUGAGAGAUAAAGCCCAGUAUUUCCCUCCAGGGAGCGGUGUAGCAAUUAAGUUACCAGAGAAUUUCACCCCAGAUCAGGUACCAGAUUCAGCAAAGGAAACCUGUCGUAACUGGUUUUUUAAGAUUGCUUCUAUCCGAGAGCUUAUUCCAAGGUUUUAUGUAGAGGCAGCCAUCAUGAAAUGCUACAGCUUUCUCAAUACAGGGGAGUAUGCUGAUGCAUUAAGACGUCUGUCUCAGAUGAUAAGUGGAAUGGGUGACCCACUGGUAUCACUAUAUGCAAAAUGUUUCCUUAGUAGGGUUGGAAUAGCUGUUGCUCCUAGCAUCAGGGAUCAUCUUCUACCAAUGUUUGAUGGUUUUCUAGCAACAUACCCACAGGUACAAGGAGACAGUGUACAGAACAUUCUGGCCAUACAGAAACUGGAGAUGCCACGUUACCUGACACUGUUCUCUCCUGGUCUCGACUGGUUGCUUCAGUGUAUAGCUCAUAAGGCUUCAGAUAAAACAUUGACAGAUAUCCUAGAGAAAUCCAGGAAACAGUGUAAUAGUGCUCUGUUGCUGAACUCACUGAUAUCAGCCUUCAAACCACAGUAUAUAGCUGCUAGAGCCACCAAGUUUAUAGAGAUGAUCAAAGAAUGUGAAGAAACUGGAUUUCCUAAGCAUUUGUUGUUCCUUACCCUGGGUACGUGUCUGGCUAUUGCUGACCCGCCUGAGGAGCAGAAACUGUCAGUUUUGAAUGAAGUAUGGAAACCCAUCAUGAAACUCAAAACUCCUGCUGAUUACAUUGCCUGUGCCGAGUCAUGGAUGGAAUUUAUAGUUAAACAUUUUGGGAAAAGAGAAAUCAACACAAUAUUGAAUGACAUCAUCAAGCAUAUGACCCCCGACAGAGCGUUUGAAGACUUCUAUCCCCAGUUACAGUCUGUGCUUGCUAAGAUACUGGUACACAUUCAUGACUUCUCCCUUCUCUUCUCAUUGGAAAAAUUUCUGCCGUUUAUUGACAUGUUCCAGAAAGAAAGUGUACGUGUUGAUGUCUGCAAAAACAUUACUGAAGCUUUUGCAAAGUUCCAAGAGACUGAUACAAAGGACCCAGUUAUCAUUAAUGCUAUGAUGUUUAUUUGUAAAACCAUGCAUGACUCGGUCAAUGCACUCACACUGGACGAUGAAAAGAAAUCUAUUAGCAACAUGAUAUCCAACUUUGUGAGGAAGAUAUCAUUUGGUCGGGACUUUGAACAACAACUGAGUUUCUAUGUGGAAGCGAGGUCAUCCUUUACCAAUCUUGACAUUGUUCUGGUGCAGUUAAUUCAGAGUGUCAAUAAUUUAUCUAUUCAAACAAGAAGAGUUGUAAAUGGAAACCAUUCACGGAAAACUGGCAAUUUUGUAAGGGCUUGUGCUGCCUAUUGCUUUAUUACAAUCCCAUCCCUACAGUCAGUGUUCUCACAGUUACAACUUUACCUGUUGUGUGGACAGGUGGCUCUGCUCAACCAGUGUUACAGUCAAGGUGAUGCAUUUUUCAAGGCUUCAGUAUCAUUGAUCCCCGAAGUUCCACGUGUAAUGGAGAUGGAAGGAAAACACAGGUCUUCUGAACCAUUCCUCGUUGAUUUUAUCAGUAACUUUGUCUCUACCCUGUUAGUUGUACCAGACAACCCAGACUCCAGUGUGUUAUACCUACUUAGAGGCCUACUAAAUAUACUACAGAAUUACACAUGGGAACCUAAUUCUGAUGCUAAGGUCGUUGUUUAUACUAGAGUUCUGGCAAUGUUGUCAGCUUCUUGCCAGGAAACAUUUCCAUAUCACAUUGACAAAGUGGAUUCCAAUGAUAGUUUAUAUGCCUCUGAUCCAAAAUAUUUAAAUGAAGUACGAGGUAUAUGUUCAACUCUUGUGGAAGAAAUUCUUGCCCAUUUGAAAACAUUAACAACUCCAGAGACUCAGAAACGUCAGACUCAACUAGCUCUGGAAUUGUUCAACACAGUUGUAAAUCAUGGUGAUAUAGGACGACAGAAUCUACAAAAUUUGGUGGUCAAUUUAUGGAACCUGGUUCACAGAAGCAAUCAAGCGGAUCAUAAACAAACGAGAAUGGUGUAUGCAUCUUUAAAGAUGAAAGCAUCGGCUCCAGAUGGUAGAGCGUUCCAGGAUCUUCUUUCUAAAUUGCCUUUAGAAAAUACAAAUUAGCCAACAAACUUUGUGAAUGAGAAAAUCUUUUUUUUUUAUAUAUUAAUAAAGUACACUAAACUCUCUGCUAUGAUUAUCAUUUCCGUGUUUUGUAUGGGUACUGAAAGUGAAAGCUGCAAUAGUUUUGUAAGUUACAAGUAGACUACAGUUACAGCAUGGGUUUUCCUUGUAUUUCUGACAGAUCAACACCACUCUAGUACUAAUACAAGUACAGUCGAAACUCGGUAUCUCGAAUUUCAAGGGACCAUGCUUUUUAUUUCGAGAUAACCGAAAUUCGAGUUAUAAGAAGGGACGUAUAUGGACGAAAUGAGUACACAUUAUGAACAGAUUUAAUGAAAAAUCAGAACAGUUUCCUUGAUGCCGUGUAUAUGCUAUCGGCAAUUUACGCGUACACGAUUCCGUACAGUUCGUGUUUAUUAAAGUUUAAGUUUUUCGAAGAAUAAAAAUGGUACCAACCUCAAUGUUUUGAGUCAAGUUUCUUUUUUGUACUACAUUUCUUUCCCAGAGGAUUGACAGCAUUUCGAUCUGACAUUUUGAACGAAUGAUGCUUUCCUCCAAGAAGUUAAUUUUUAUACAGUCUCAUCGCGAUUACCUCUUAAUCCUUAUUAAAUAUCCCAACUGGUCAAACCAAUCAAUUCAUUAGUUUAAAUUAAAAGCAAUUUUCACAACGUCUCAAAUAUAAAUGUCUGCUGAUUAAAGAAAUUAAAUGUUUAAAUCAAACAAUUAUCAUUAUGACACGCGCAAACAAGGAUGACGUCAUCUUACUUUGAUAAUCACCGCACCUUUGAUAUGUCGGCAUCGCGGCUUUCUGGUUAGGCAAAAGCAUAGACAUGUGUUAAAAACCAACCACAUUUAAUGACAUGUGCAAAAUUUUAUCGCAUAUUUUUCUCACUUCGACUUACCGAGUUUACAAUGCACUUAAAUGUUAUUGACGGGACUGAAAAUCCCUUUCGACACAUCCGGAGUCGCGGUAAGUCAAAUUUUGACGUAACCGAAGUUGAAUUACAUAUAUGAAGAAGGAAAUUUGACGGGACUUGAAAAUUUCUUCGACUAAACCGGAAUUUCGAGGUAAGCGAGUUUGAGAUACCGAGUUUCGACUGUAUUUGCAUAUGAGCUGUGAUAAAAAUAACUACACCUGGAUCCGAGACUGUGGAGGACAUUAUAGUUGUAAAUUUUAGUUUAAGGCACAAUACUUUUUAAGCAUGUCAUUCUUCUUGGACACUUGCAAAUUAUUUUGAUGGGAUCUAAUACAAUUGAACUGUUUUGCCAUCCUUGUUUUCCAAUUUUUUCCUCAGAUAGGCUCAUCUUAAUAAUUAGAACCAUUUUUGAAAAUGUGCUGUAUUUUUAAUCAAAAAUUAUGUAAUCAGCAUCAUUUUUGAAAUGUGUUGAUUUUUUUUACACCAAAAUUAUUUAAUAAGCACCCAUUAUGAAAUUUGCUAAAUUUUUACAACCAAAACUUUAUGUAAUUAGAACCAGAUUAGGAAAAUACUGUAUUUUAACCAAAAAUUAUGUGCAAUAAAUGAUUUAAGUUACUUUAUAUUCUGAAAAGAAAAUAGAAAAAAAAAGAUAUUUUGUUUGUCUGAAAUAACGGUAUAAAAAUGAGAAGAGUAAGGGUAUUUUUAUUACUGUAUAAACACAUUUAGGUAUCUUUAUAUAAUCUAGAAGAGCUUGAUCUACCAUCCUGUCCAGACCUUUAGUCACUUUGAUUAUUGAUUCUGACAGGCAAAAUUCUUACAGGAUUUUAUUUCGAUUUCUAGAUGUUGAAAAUACUCCUCACUAUUUCUUAUGAGUUGAUUUUUUCUAUGAACCUGCAAGAAGAUAAAAGAAAAUAUGAAAAUGGUACCUAAUGCUAAAUGUAGAGUUAUGUGCGUUUUCUAAAUGCUGUUAUCAAAAAUUAUAUGCUUAUUAUAUUAUGUGAAUACAACAUUGUUAGAUAUAAAACAAAAGAGUAAUAUAUAAAAAAAAAUAUAAAGUUGUUAAUUGUU